Molecule: messenger RNA, 1602 nt
Organism: Hansenula ciferrii
Lineage: Eukaryota; Fungi; Ascomycota; Saccharomycetes; Phaffomycetales; Wickerhamomycetaceae
Gene: YPS7
Product: putative aspartic endopeptidase
Exons: 1
Coding region: 1-1602 (533 amino acids)
Biological process (GO): proteolysis
Molecular function (GO): aspartic-type endopeptidase activity
Source: RefSeq, a predicted model, not a curated record
AUGGUAUUUGCUGCCUCAGACGCUUCUUCAUCAACAACAGCUUCUUCAAUAUCUACAAAUACUUCUCAAAAAGAUAAUAGUCGUGAUAAUAUUAAAUCAUCUGCAUCCUCAUCUUCAUCUUCAUCUUCAAAUUCAAGUUCAAGUUCAACAAAUUUAUCCCCCUUCCCUACUGUCCAUGGGUUUUCUGAUAAUGGAAAUGUUUAUUCAGUUAACGUAUCAAUAGGUAAUCCAGCUCAAGAUUUACAAUUAAGAAUAGAUACUGCACAACCUUAUAUAUGGGUGCCCGAUGGGAACUACAUCAAACCUUGUUCUGAAGUGAAUAGUUCAGAAGUCAUUUGUGCCUAUGUUGGGUCUUUCAAAAGUCAAUAUUCAGAUACUUAUCAUUCAGAUAAUUCAUCAAUAUCCUAUGCACUUAUCGAUGGCAUUGUAGCAAAUGGUACUGUCGGUGAAGAUAGUUUUGUUAUUAAUGAUGUUGAUGGUGGUAAUGUAACUAAGAAUAUAACAUUAGAUUCUACCAAUUUCAUAAAUUCUAAUGAUAGUACAAUAGGAAUUGGUGGAUUAGGUCUUGCUGGUGAAAUUCAAUUAAGUCCUUUUGGUGAUAAUUAUAACGCUCAAUUUUUAGAAUUAUUAAAAGAUGCAGAUCAUAUAAGUUCAAAUUCUUAUUCUUUAUACGUUAAAGAUAAUGAAACUGCAGAAUUAAUACUCGGUGGGAUAAAUCAAGAUUAUUAUCAAGGUGAUUUGGUUUAUUUUGACAAAAUCCCAUUUUAUGAUAUUGGAAAUGGGAAAUUAUCGUAUAGUUAUCCUGUUGUUCCAUUAAGUGGUCUUUCUGUUUCAAAUAAUGAAGGAAACACAUUUUACAUCUCAACUUCAAAUGAUACUGAACCUGUUAUGUUUGAUACAAGAUCAACUAGAAGUUUCUUACCUUAUAACAUGAUUGUUCAAAUUGCUGUUCAGUUAAAUGCUUUCUACUCAGAAGAUGAUGAUGUUUGGUUUUUAAGAUGUGAUAUUGCAGAAUUAGGCGGUACUAUAAAUUUCCAAUUUGGUAAUUUAACAAUCCCAUAUCCAAUUGAAAAAUUAAUUUUGGAUUCUCCUUAUGUCUUUACUGAUGGAUCAGAAGCUUGUGAAUUAACAAUCCAACCAAAUGAUUAUUUCGGUUAUUCUGUAUUUGGUGCAGCUUUCUUAAAAGAAAUUUAUCUUGUCGUUGAUAAUGAAGGUGAUAAAAUUGCCCUAGCACAAGCUGCAAACCCAACAAGUUCACAUUCUUUAACAAACCAUUCAACAACUGAAUAUCACAAAUCUGCAAUUUCAUCGGGUUAUAUUCCAUUUGCAAAACCAAAUAACAUUACACAAUCAUAUUCAUUUAGUUAUAAUUUCAAUAGAAGUGCUUCAAGUUUCCAACCUGAUGUUAUAACUGCAAGUAUAACAGGUAAUGAAAUCUACACUGGAAGAACUCCACAAACAAAUACAACUUCACAAGAAAGCUCAACAUAUACUGCGGCUGCAAACAGAUUGGAUCAUUAUCCAGUAAACGUCCAAUCAAAUUCAUUAUACAUGCUCAUUUAUACUUUCUUGGGUGUUGUUGGGAUUGGUUUAUUAAUUUGA